This is a messenger RNA of Ochotona curzoniae (black-lipped pika), 809 nucleotides long. Its product is annotated as vacuolar fusion protein CCZ1 homolog. The transcript is spliced from 6 exons. Gene Ontology annotation, biological process: vesicle-mediated transport. Gene Ontology annotation, cellular component: Mon1-Ccz1 complex; intracellular membrane-bounded organelle. Bases 64 to 555 code for a protein of 163 amino acids. Lineage: Eukaryota; Metazoa; Chordata; Mammalia; Lagomorpha; Ochotonidae. The record is from RefSeq and is a predicted model, not a curated record.
CCCAAAAUUUUUGUCAACACAGACGAUACCUAUGAAGAGCUCCAUUUAAUCGUUUAUAAGGCCAUGAGCGCAGCCGUGUGCUUCAUGAUUGACGCCUCCACCCAGCUGACCGUGGACUUCUGCCGGAGACUGGACAGCAUCGUGGGGCCCCAGCUCACCGUGCUGGCGUCCGACGUCUGCGAGCAGUUCAACAUCAACAAGAGAAUAUCUGGGUCUGAGAAGGAGCCCCAGUUUAAGUUCAUCUACUUCAACCACAUGAACCUGGCCGAGAAGAGCACCAUCCACAUGCGUAAAACCCCCAGCGUGUCCCUCACGUCCGUGCCCCCCGACCUCAUGAAGAUCCUCGGGGACAUCAACAGUGACUUCACGAGAGUGGAUGAGGAUGAAGAAAUCAUCGUGAAGGCCAUGAGCGACUACUGGGUGGUCGGCAAGAAGUCAGACCAGCGGGAGCUGUAUGUUAUUUUGAAUCAGAAAAACGCAAACCUCAUUGAAGUCAACGAAGAGGUGAAGAAGCUGUGUGCCACGCAGUUCAACAACAUCUUCUUCCUGGACUGACGCGUGGGCUCGCCCACGCCCGCUCACCCCACGAGCCACGGCUGCUGCCGAGCGGCUGGAUGACGAGUAAAGCAAUACUUGCUCUGAGGAAUCAAAUUUCUACGCAGCCUGAUGACUCCCCUGAGGUUUUUAGAUUUUAAAUAUUUAUGUGGAAUUGACUCAAGGUAGUGGGGAAUAGCUCUAUAUCAUUCCAUUUGGACAUUAUGUGAAUAUUUUACUGGAAAAUAAGACUAAUAAAUUGUUACACUUUUUAA